UGUGAAUAUGCGUACACGGAGUUCUAGCCCACUUCCGCCGGAUACGGAAGUUCUUCUUAGAAGCACGGUGUUCCUGCUACACGUGGUUGUGAGUGGCGGCUCGGAUCCUUUUUAAAAUGACGAAAAUCAAAAAAGAAGAAACGGAGGAGGCCGCGGAGGUACCGGAAAGGACUUAUGAUGAUUUGCUGGCAUAUCUCAACCCCAUCGCCAAGCCUUUAGCCGGACGUAAGCUGACCAAGAGGCUGUAUAAGUGCGUCAAGAAAGCUGUUAAACAAAAGAAUAUCCGCAGAGGAGUGAAAGAAGUGCAGAAGUUUAUCAAUAAAGGAGAAAAAGGCAUUGUGGUGCUUGCUGGCGACACGCUUCCCAUUGAAGUUUAUUGUCACAUUCCUGUGAUGUGUGAGGACCUCAACAUUCCAUACGCGUACGUCCCGUCCAAAUCUGAUUUAGGUGCAGCUGCAGGCUCCAAGCGUCCAACCUGUGUAAUACUAAUUAAACCACACAGUGAAUAUCAAGAGGCAUAUGACGUCUGUCUGGAAGAUGUGGAGGCACUGCCUCAACCUUAUUGACAGAGUACCUCCUGGGGUAUGAAGAUAGACUAUUUUUGAAAUUAGAACGAUCAUCACAACGUCCAACAACCCCAAGAGCUAUGGGGUGAAAAAGAUAUCUUUACAGCCUGGACUUCUAUUUUUGUCAGAUGUACGAAUGUCCUUUUUUUUAAAUUUAGAAAGCUGAUUUAUUUUGAAUGGUGAUGUGUGCACAGGAGCUGCCAUAAACAAAUUAAAUUUUUUUUAAAAUUUUUUGUUCAGGGCCCACCUGGUUCCGUAUAAAAUCCAGGUACCUCAACAGUAUAUUUAGGGGCAGCAACAUUAUUGUGGCUUAAAAUUCUUAAGUAAAGUCAUUUCAGUCAUCCUGGCUGCUAUGUUGUGUAUAUUGCUUGUCAAAUGGAUUCCGGCAUUUCAGAUUCAGUGUGAUACAUUAAUUUAGAACAUGAAUCCCAAUUGUCGGCUGUACGGUGUGUGGCACUACUUGCAUUAGACAAAUAACUCUUUUCAUUGCAGCUCUGCUUCUAAGCAUCUGCUUUGUUUCUGUGCAGUCAAUAACAGGGUUUAUUGCAAACUGAGUGCUGCCAUUUGUUAAUACACAAUCAGUAGUUUUCAUGCAACAUGUAUAUAGGGACCUUUUUCUCAUUAAAGAAAGGUGAAAU
Molecule: messenger RNA, 1204 nt
Organism: Spea bombifrons (plains spadefoot toad)
Lineage: Eukaryota; Metazoa; Chordata; Amphibia; Anura; Pelobatidae
Gene: NHP2
Product: NHP2 ribonucleoprotein
Exons: 4
Coding region: 117-566 (149 amino acids)
Biological process (GO): rRNA pseudouridine synthesis; snRNA pseudouridine synthesis; ribosome biogenesis
Cellular component (GO): nucleolus; box H/ACA snoRNP complex
Molecular function (GO): box H/ACA snoRNA binding
Source: RefSeq, a predicted model, not a curated record